Molecule: messenger RNA, 2672 nt
Organism: Pseudophryne corroboree (corroboree frog)
Lineage: Eukaryota; Metazoa; Chordata; Amphibia; Anura; Myobatrachidae
Product: UDP-glucose 6-dehydrogenase-like
Exons: 12
Coding region: 984-2465 (493 amino acids)
Biological process (GO): glycosaminoglycan biosynthetic process
Cellular component (GO): nucleus
Molecular function (GO): UDP-glucose 6-dehydrogenase activity; NAD binding
Source: RefSeq, a predicted model, not a curated record
ACAGACAUACAGUACACACACACACACACACACACCACCACCACCACCACAUUUACACACAGUACACACUACAUACAUACUGUACACACAGCAUAUAUACAGUACACACACUACCACAUAUAUACACACAUACACACACCACCACAUAUACAUACUACACACACAUACAGUACACAUAGUACAUAUACCAUACCUCCCAACUGUCCCAAUGUUUUCGUGGGACAGGCCCAUUUUUCUGAGACUGUCCCACCCGCCGGCCAUAGUGUCCCGUGGUGGUGGGGGAGCAGUUGGGAGGUUCCUGUCACUUUGCAUCAGAGAACAGCAGAGUGAAUAGGCACUGUGCGCAUGUGCAUAGCAUCUAUUCACAGGACAGCGCUGGGCAUGCCCCCUCAGUGACGAAAACGGGGGCGUGGAUAGUGAUUGCGGCACUCCUGUGAAGCCACGCCCCCUCCUCCAUAUGCCACGCUCCCUUAUGGGGGAUAAGGUCACGUUUCCCCUCAUAAAGAUUUUGGGAGGUAUGCAUAUACAGUACACACACCACACAUACAGUACAGUAUAUACACACACACUAAUCCAUGAUACUCAUGAAGAAGCCAUUAUAGAACAGCUUACAGUACCAGGCUUUACGCAGCAGCAACUCUUUUGUGUAGUCUGGGGGUGGAGCUUGUGACUGUGAGUGACAGGCUCAGGACCCCGGUGAAGGAGAGACAUGAGGGGAGGGGCGGCCACCACACUCCCUGCAUGGCUCUCUGUGACUGAUCCCAGGUGAGAGAGCUGGAGCCGGAGGAGGCGGGGCAUGAGAGAAAGGACGGCUGCUGGCAGUCUGUAACAGGAAAGUUUUUUCUCCUGUCAACGCUGUCAGUUUACUGUGGGCCUAUUUUCAAUGGGAGGCCUGGAGCUGCAGCUCCAUCCGCCUCAUUGUUAAUCCGGCCCUGCCUACCUGGACCUUAAAAAGCACCCGGUACACUGGUCUGUAGCUGAAAAUGGUUCAGGUGAACAAUAUCUGUUGUAUUGGUGCAGGCUAUGUAGGAGGCCCAACAUGUACGGUCAUUGCCCAGAUGUGUCCUCAGAUAACCGUCACUGUUGUAGACAUCAACGAAGAACGGAUCCAAGCCUGGAAUUCUGGCCAGCUGCCUAUAUAUGAGCCUGGCCUACAGGAAGUGGUGGAGUCCUGUAGAGGAAGAAACCUUUUCUUCUCAACCAAUAUAAAUGAAGCCAUCAAAAAUGCGGACAUCAUCUUCAUUUCAGUGAACACUCCAACAAAAACCUUUGGCAUGGGUAAAGGCCGCGCUGCUGACCUGAAGUAUGUAGAAAGCUGCACCCGUCAGAUUGCAGAUGUAGCAGACGGCUACAAGAUAGUGGUAGAAAAAAGCACCGUGCCGGUUAGGGCGGCGGAAAUUAUCAGACGCAUCUUCAAAACCAGUACCAAGCCCAAUCUCUCUUUCCAGGUUCUUUCCAAUCCAGAAUUCCUGUCUGAAGGGACGGCCAUUUUAAAUUUAAAGAAUCCGGAUCGAAUCCUCAUUGGAGGUGAUGAGACACCAGCUGGUCAGGAGGCCAUUAAGGCCUUGAGUGAAAUAUAUACACACUGGGUUCCCAAAAAUAAGAUCAUAACCACCAACACCUGGUCAUCGGAGCUUUCCAAGCUGGCUGCCAAUGCGUUCUUAGCACAAAGAAUCAGCAGCAUAAAUUCUAUCAGCGCCCUCUGUGAGGUGACGGGAGCAGACGUCGGGGAGGUGGCUCAUGCCAUUGGUACAGACAGUCGUAUCGGGCGACCGUUCCUGCAGGCUAGCAUUGGUUUUGGAGGGAGCUGCUUCCAGAAAGAUAUUCUUAACCUGAUUUACAUCUGUGAGAGCCUCAAUCUGCAUGAGGUGGCCUCAUACUGGCAGCAGGUGCUACACAUCAAUGGCUAUCAGCGGCAGAGAUUUGCUUCCCGCAUUGUAAGCGGUCUUUUUAACACCGUGGCAGAUAAGAAGAUCGCGCUCCUGGGAUUUGCUUUCAAGAAGGAUACCGGGGACACCAGGGAAUCAUCAAGCAUCUACGUUUGCAAGUACCUGAUGGAUGAGGGUGCACGUCUGACAAUUUAUGAUCCAAAAGUGACGAGAGAGCAGAUCAUUCGGGAUCUUACCCACCCAGACAUCUCUGGGGACAAUCCCGAGAGAGUGUCAAAGCUGGUGACUGUCGUGCCAGAGCCGUAUGCCGCUUGUGAGAACACCCACGCCCUUGUGAUUUGCACUGAGUGGGACCUUUUCAAGGGUCUGGACUAUGAAAGUAUCUAUGAGAAAAUGCUGAAACCAGCCUUUAUAUUUGAUGGAAGGAGGGUUCUGGAUGGUUUGCACAAGAAACUCCAGCAGAUUGGGUUCCAGGUGGAGACAAUUGGAAAGAAAAUCCAUCCAGUGAUUUCGUCCCAUGCCAUACCCUUCCCUAAACAGCAAGAUCAGACCCCGGCAAAGAAAAUCAGGACAUAGAUCUCAGUUACACACGUAGCACAAGGAAGCGCUGCUUUAUUAAUAUACUAAAUAUCGCCCAAGUUUAUGUUCCUUUAAAGGGCACAAUAUAGUAUCAGCACUAAUUUGUACAUGCUCUGUUCCCUCACACAUGUAAAUUUAUACGUCACCAAAACUAUUAAUGUAUUUAAUUGUGUAAAUAAAAAAAUAGAACUUUAUCCAUAUUAA